This is a messenger RNA of Paramecium tetraurelia, 426 nucleotides long. RefSeq lists its product as uncharacterized. The transcript has a single exon. Lineage: Eukaryota; Ciliophora; Oligohymenophorea; Peniculida; Parameciidae. The record is from RefSeq and is a predicted model, not a curated record.
AUGUCACAUUCCAGUGAUAUAACAUAAAUAAGUGAUUAGAAUUCACUGGUUUAGAAACCUAUUACAUCAGAGGAUGAGGUUAAUAUUUUGAAGGCUUAAAAAUCAGAUGUUCCUAUUGGUAAAAUGCAUCAAGUCAAGCUUCCUUCUGCGAUAUUGAGUAAAAAAUAAAUUGAGUUGAAAAAAAACAAUUUAUUGCAUUUAAAAAUGUGGAAUUCAAAGUCAGAUGAAGAGAUGGAGAAGAUCAAUGAAGUUUUUAAGUUAUUUAGAAGGAAAUUUGGAAGGAAUGCCUAAUAUUUAGAUGAGUUCUUUACAAUUUUGGGCAGAGCAAAUUUAGAUUUAGAGUUAGUGCAAUAGUUAAUUUAAUUUGAAGAUAAAUUUCUCAAAAAAUAUAUCCAAGAUAGGAGUUCUGAGAAUAGAAUUGAUUGA